GCGGGCCAUUGAUUUUUCUCCAGCAUUCAAGUUUUAGCAGCCAUGGGAGUCGCUCUCGCGCUCUCCUUUCUCCUCUGCUUCUGUCUCCAUGGCGUGAGCUCCGGCUCCCCUUCCUUCACCUCGUUGUUUACCCUUGGAGACUCCUACAUCGAUGCCGGCAACUUCGUGAUCAUGGCUCCUCCGGCGGUGCCCGUAUGGCAUGACAAGCCUCCUUAUGGCAUGACCUUCUUUGGGCGCCCCACGGGCCGCCUCAGCGACGGGCGAGUCACCGUCGAUUUCAUCGCCGAGCAGUUUGGUCUCCCUCUUCUUCGAGCCUCCCUGCUAAACAGCUCAUCGGACAACGUCUCCAAAGGCGUAAAUUUUGCAGUCGGCGGCGCGACGGCGAUCGACGUCGACUUCUACGAGAGGAGCAAAUUGGUCCAGUUCAAGCUUAUAAACAAUUCUCUGAACGUGCAGCUGGGCUGGUUCGAGCAACUCAAGCCAACGAUUUGCAACAAGACCUUAUUAGGGCACAGAGAGUGUCUCAGUAAAGCCCUCUUCUUCGUUGGGGAGUUCGGAGUGAAUGACUACAACUUCGUGUGGAAUGCGGGGAAGACUGAAGACGAAGUGAGAUCCUAUGUACCCAAAGUUGUGAAAAAUAUUGUCAUGGCCGUGGAGACGCUCAUCAAAGAAGGUGCAGUUUACGUGGUCGUGCCGGGGAGUCCACCGAACGGGUGCUCGCCCACCAUGCUGACAACCCGCUCGAGCCUCAACAAGACGAUGAUGUACGACCACGUCGGCUGCCUAAGCGACAUAAACCGUGUGGCUAAGUACCAUAAUUCCAUGCUCCGUGCAGCGAUUGACGCUCUCAGGGGCAAGUAUUCGCAUGCCAAGAUCAUCUACGCCGACUUCUAUGGCCCGAUCAUCACGAUCCUCGAAAACCCUAGCCGUUUCGGAGUGGCCGGCGCCGACGCUCUAUUGGCUUGUUGCGGAGGCGGCGGGGCAUACAACUGGAAUGCCAGCGCUGUGUGCGGCAUGCCGGGGGUGAAAGCCUGCAAAGAUCCCUCGGCGUUCGUUAACUGGGAUGGGAUUCACUACACGGAGGCUACAUACCGCUUCAUUGCUGAAGGGUGGCUUCAUGGUCCUUUUGCCGAUCCGCCAAUACUUAGUGCUCUUCGCUAUUAGAGAGAAGACUUAACCAAAACCAUUACAGACAACAGGAGAAGUUCAUGAGUAUGUUAAUAUCAUAUUUUAGAAAGAAUUAGUGGUGGUGGCGAUGAGAGGCAUGGAGGAUCUACGAUGACAUAAUGGUAUCAUGGAGCUCGGUGGCGCCACGAGAGAGAGGGUGUUGAAAGAUGGUGGGCGCUGGUCCAGAGCGCUCGACGGG
Molecule: messenger RNA, 1366 nt
Organism: Hordeum vulgare subsp. vulgare (domesticated barley)
Lineage: Eukaryota; Viridiplantae; Streptophyta; Magnoliopsida; Poales; Poaceae
Product: GDSL esterase/lipase At5g45910-like
Exons: 6
Coding region: 43-1164 (373 amino acids)
Molecular function (GO): hydrolase activity, acting on ester bonds
Source: RefSeq, a predicted model, not a curated record